CCAAACUUUCUAAAACGAAAGUAAUCCACACCAGUUUAGGAUUAAAGCACAGUUUCCAUCUGAGUGUCAGAUGUCUUUAUCUGUAGUCUAAAAGCAGCCUGAUCGUGUUUAUUUUUUCGUCUUUUUGCACUUUGUGUUAUUUCAUCUCUUCUAAAUGGACGCAGGGAAAAUGAAUUACAUCGGUUUGCUUAAUGAAUUUGCAACCAAAAAAGGUUGGGUUGUUGAUUUUCAAGAGGAAACGUCAGGAGCAGAUCACAUUAGAACGUUCACUAUGAGGGUCCGAAUAAAUGGUGAGUUAUAUCCUGAAGGUGUUGGACAAAAGAAGAAGGAAGCCAAACAAAAGGCUGCAAAGAAUGCCCUCACAAUUUUGGAAAAAGAUGAACUGGGUAUCACAGAAACAAGUUUGGAAACUUCCACCAGUUUCUCACUCAAGCCAACUCAAGCCAACUUCACCUGCUGGCUGAAUGAAUACUCUCAUAAGCAAAAAAUAUCUUUCAUAGCGAAUGAAAGCACAAAGAUGGGUCUGGGCUCUAACAACCAAAUCUGUGUAGAAUAUGCUUGCAGGUAUGUCUGUGGUGAUAAAAAAUUCCCUGAAGCUAUUGGCAACAGCAAAAAAGAGGCCAAGGAGGCAGCAGCAAAACUUGUUCACGAGAGUCUUACAAAUCAGGUUCUUGAUGUAAAUGGAAACGGAGAAGAAAAUCUAAGUAUCCAAAGCCUCAGUCUACACAAUCAACAGCAGAGCACCACUACGGACACUGAGAACACAUCAGCAGACGUGAACUUCAUAGGGCUCCUUAAUCAAUACUGUCAGAAACGUAAACUAAUGAAUUGUUUCAGAGCCGUAGAAAAAAAAGGGCCUGCACAUGUUCCUGAAUUUGCAGUCAGGGUUGUCGUAAAUAAUAAAGAAUAUCCCGAAGGACGGGGGAGGACUAUGAAAGAGGCAAGACAAAAAGCGGCUCAGCAUGCCUUGAAUGAACUCGAUGACUCAGAUUUAAGUAGUCAGAAUUCAUCGCCGGUCUCAAUGAGUGUGUCAUCAUAUCCUUCCAACUUGUCAGAGCGGUUGUCUCCUGUACCAGUAUCACAUGUUAAACCAAAAAGACAACUCGCUGCAAACUUUCAAAAUUCACCAGUAGGCAUCAAAAAGCAAUCUAAUAUUAAUGCGCUCAAAAUACCAAUACCCUCAACAAACAGUCCAAAUACCCCUGUUUCCAGCCCUACAACAAAAUCAAGGUUUUUAGAGGAGUUUGAUACAAUAAGUAGAAUUGGCAAGGGAGGAUAUGGUCGCGUUUUCAUGGCCAGGCGAAAGCUUGAAGAUACAACCUAUGCUGUCAAGAUAGUAAGGUUUACUGAUACGGCUUGCAGAGAGGUCCAAGCUUUGUCACGUCUUACCCAUGCUAACAUAGUGCGUUACCACUCAUCAUGGACUGAGGAGACAGAGUACAGAGACAGUUCAGACGAUUCCAGCGGUUCACACUCUGGCAGUGGAUCAAAAUUCCUCUAUAUUCAAAUGGAAUUCUGUGAGGGAGAAACUCUGAAAAGGUGGAUAGAAGAGAGGAACUUUAAUCCUGAAAAAUACUCAACCCGGAGGUUGGAAGCAGCAGACAUAAUAAAGCAGGUCUUGGGGGCAGUGAAAUACAUCCAUUCAAAAACACUCUUCCACAGGGACCUAAAGCCAUUAAACAUAAUGUUUGGGCAAGAUGGAGGCGUGAAGGUGGGAGAUUUUGGACUUGUUUCCAAAGAAGAGCAAGAUGAUGACGGACAUCUGCUGGAACGCACCCAGAAAGUCGGGACCCGUUCUUAUAUGAGCCCAGAACAGAGACUACGCCAGAAAAUCUAUGACAGAAAGGUGGAUAUUUAUGCUGCGGGCCUUAUUUUCUUUGAGUUGCUUUGGCGGUUUGGAACAGUUAGUGAAAAAGACAAGGAAUGGGACCGUAUACGAAGUGGGAAUUUUCCGAAAGAAUUCUGCAUAAAGUUUUAUUUUGAACACAACCUAAUUAAAGGAAUGUUGUGUGAAGAUCCUGCGAAUCGACCAGAAGCCAGUGAUCUGCUCACAAAGCUAGACCAACUCUUCGCCACCACAGCCUCAACAAAGCAUGAAAACAGGACAUACUGAUGGGUGAACUUCAGUCUCACACUUUGAGACAAUAUCCAAGAACUGUGUGAAAAUAAACAUUCAAUGAAAUAUUAUUAUGUAGAUGGCUUCCAUGUGGCACUUUAAUAAUAUGAAAUAACUGCAUGUGUUAUUUUAGAAGGCAUUUUAUUUGUUAAUGCUAGUUCAUUUUUUUAAUCAUGGCAUGGAAACACUUUAGUGUUUGAUAUCGUCUUUAACAUAAUGUUUUAACAAGGCUAAAAAUCACACAUUCCACCUAAAUAGCCAUUUAUAGAGUAGGCUUUUGAUAAUUUGCUGGAGGAAAAUCUAAAUUGUUCCAAUUGGUAUUUAUUGGUAUUUUAAUUGUUAUAUCUGUUUUUAGAAAGAGUGGGGAAAAGGUGAAUUUGGAAUGUGCAAUUAACCUUUAAUUAACAUUUUAUAUGUAAUAUAUAUAUUCUUGCGUUCUUUAUGGUCAUGAAUCGGAAAAGAUGUUGCUAGAUUCUUGUUUUACAAUGUCAAUUAGUUUAAAAUUCACUUUAGAUUUUAGUAGAUGGGUUGAAUUAACAUGUUCAGAAGGACAUUGUUACUUUACCUGUUUGUAAUGCUGUGCUUGUUUUUCUGAUCAAGUGUGAUAUAUAUGUUUGACUGUCACUAUGAUAAUGGACGACUGUUAUUAAGCAUAAACAACAAUGAGUAUUUAUAGGUGUUGGUAUAACAUCGUUAAAUUUUUGGAGAACAGGUUUGAUUAGUGGAGCAGUAGAUGGGAUGAGUCCAGGGACAGAAAACGUUGCAAUUAUAGUGUCAUGAACUAUUUUUGUGUCUCAUUUCCCUUUUCCUUUCCACUAUAUCAGUGGAAUCUAUUUUUGUGUAUCAAAAACCUCUUCUUUCUGAAGCUGUUCAUUUCUUAAAUACACCUCAUAAGGAAAGCUCAGACUAGUUUUGCCUUCUUUUCUUAAUUUAAUAUUUAUCCCGUUUGGCUUUUAAGAUACGCAGUGUAAAUUAUAACGUUUUCAAAAGGUGUGUAAUGUUUUAAGGUCGUGUCUGUUUACCUGCAAAAGCCUAGUGACGUAAACAUGUACAUGUUUCACCUGAUGAGUUGAUUAAAACAUUUGGUCCCAAUGAAUCAGGGUAAUUAGGAUGCUUUAGAACAGCUUGGACUGUUUGGAAUGGUAUAGAUCUUUGGAUUUUCCCAUAGACUGUGACAGUUUGCAAAGGGUAUGAAAAAUUUUGGACAUGCCACUUUUUGUUCAAAUGUAAAUAAAAGAUGAGUAAUAAUUUUUUCCACAAUGAUGCCUCUUGUACAUCGUCUUAUUAUAUUCUGGGAGACGCCUGUGUCAUUUCUAAUCAUAUUUAAAAAACUAUAUUUAUAUCUCAAAAAUGUAUAUACAAAAGACUAGUUGGCUUUUGUAUAUAAAUAUUAAUUAUUUAUUUAUUUAUUUAUUUUUUACACAUCAUCACCGUGUCUUUUAUUUAUUUCUCCAGAGCUUGCUUGGUAUUUAUUUAUUUAUUUAGAAUGAGUGGCGAAGCUUGUGGAAGGUUCUGGAAACUUCACGAACAUUCGAAGGCGAUGACGUAGCAGGAUUCUGAGGGGGGUUGAAUAACAACCGGUUUAUUCCGCUUAGCAACCAGUCGACUGUGGUGGCGCUUCGGUGACGGUUAAAACGCAGAAAGUCCAAGUUUUACCUCUUUUUUUUUGACGGAUUAACACUGUUUAUUAAGGUUCUACAAUGAGGGCUGAAGCUAAGCUGCAAGUGCGCGAGGGAAUGCGUCUUAUUUUCAACCAGGAAUCGUCCCCGAUGGACAGAUCUUCACGAUCAAGAAGUCGCAGCAGUAGCAGCAGCAGUAGUAGCAGUGAUGGUUCUUACUCCAGCAGUGAUAAAAGCAGAUCUCGCUCUGUGUCACGGAGAUCACGGAGGCCACGACACAGCUCACGCUGCACUUCAUCGUCAAGCAGCAGCCCCUGUUCUCGUUCUCGUUCUCGUCCACGAUGCUGCCGAGCUUCAGGUCGUUCCAGCUGUCGGCUUCGUGGUCGAUCUCGCUCUAACAGACCCUAUCCUAGGCACUCAUCCCGUUUCAGGCGAAGAAGAUACUCGCGCUCCGUCAGCCGAUCUUCUUCCCGAGAACGUUACUACAGGAGGUCAAGAACUUCCCGCUCUCGCUCUCCAAGCUAUAGGAGAAGAGCUCCCUCCUACAGAAGAUCCUACAGCCCCAGGCCGAACUCUCCGGAACGUUCUUUACAUCUUAGUCAGAAAG
Messenger RNA from Tachysurus fulvidraco (yellow catfish), 4342 nucleotides. It is a transcript of the gene eif2ak2, whose product is annotated as eukaryotic translation initiation factor 2-alpha kinase 2. Gene Ontology annotation, molecular function: protein kinase activity; double-stranded RNA binding; ATP binding. The record is from RefSeq and is a predicted model, not a curated record. Gene Ontology annotation, biological process: protein phosphorylation. Bases 155 to 2113 code for a protein of 652 amino acids. The transcript has 20 exons. Lineage: Eukaryota; Metazoa; Chordata; Actinopteri; Siluriformes; Bagridae.